This is a messenger RNA of Didymodactylos carnosus, 642 nucleotides long. NCBI's taxonomy places the organism in Eukaryota, Metazoa, Rotifera, Eurotatoria, Philodinida, Philodinidae. The record is from the annotation of a GenBank genome assembly.
AUGAAUAGCAGAUUAAACGUUACAACAGCUCGAUACUCCUCACAUCCAAAAAAUCCAACUGUCUUACUAAUAUUUGCAAAUGCUGCUUACACGUUCGACACAUUAAAUGAUGAAGCUAAUCGACCAAGGAAUAUAUGUGGACUAACAUAUGCCAUUGAAACUCCCAUUCCUAUACCAAUAUCGUAUUCAGUUACAGUUCUUGAUGUGCCUAAACAAUGGGAUGGGAUAGAUGUAACUCCAUUAAUAAAAAAUCGUUAUAUAUCUACAGCAAAUGUAAUGAGAAUAUUUAACGAAGACGCCGUCGCUCAACACUUUCCAACAAAAAUUCAAUAUAGAAAAACAUUACUAGAAGAAAGACGACAAGCGACAGUAUCACCAGAACAACAUCAGCAGUCACCCAGACAACAACAAAUUUCCACAUCACCACCGCCAAGAAAGUGUUGGUUCCCAUCAUCAGCUCAACUUCUAUGUAAUACUCCACAAACAAUCACUUCAUAUGUUCAUUCCAAUGUGAUAGAAUUCAAUGAUCAACAGCGUGAUCAACUAAUACAUAUAAAUCCACCAAAAGCUCAUCAGUCAGCCAUAAUUCCUUCGGAUCGACAACAAUUUCGUCCAUCAGCAUCACUAUCUCCAGUAGCAUAA